Triticum dicoccoides is the source of this 1548-nucleotide messenger RNA. RefSeq lists its product as uncharacterized. The transcript has 2 exons. Gene Ontology annotation, biological process: transmembrane transport. The record is from RefSeq and is a predicted model, not a curated record. Gene Ontology annotation, cellular component: membrane. NCBI's taxonomy places the organism in Eukaryota, Viridiplantae, Streptophyta, Magnoliopsida, Poales, Poaceae. The coding region runs from base 11 to 1471 and encodes 486 amino acids. Gene Ontology annotation, molecular function: transmembrane transporter activity.
CACGCGCGCGAUGCCGGAGCAGAGCAAGAGGCAGCGAGGCCGCAAGCGCACGGCGGCGGCGACGCUGCUCCUCGCGUACGCGGCCCUGGCCAUGGAGCGCGCCGACGCAGCGCUGCUCCCAGCGGUGUACAGGGAGAUUGGCGCCGCGCUGCAGGCCUCGCCCACCGCGCUAGGCUCCAUCGCGCUCUCCCGCUCCGUCGUGCAGGCCGCGUGCUACCCGCUCGCCGCCUACCUGGCCGCCCGGCACGACCGCCUCACCGUCAUCGCCCUCGGCGCAUUCCUCUGGGCCGCUGCCACCUUGCUAAUAGGCCUCUCCACCACCUUUGCGCAGAUGGCCGUGACGGCGGCGUUGAACGGCGUCGGGCUGGCGCUGCAGAUCCCGGCGAUCUUCGCCUUCGUCGCGGACUCCGUCGACGGCACGAACAGGGGCAUGGCCUUCGGGUGGCUCAUGGUGGCCAGCAAGGCCGGCACCGUGGGCGGCACCACCCUUGGCCUACUCAUGGCGCCCACCUCGUUCUUUGGUGUUCCGGGUUGGCGGCUCGCCUUCCUCCUGCUCGCCGCCGUGGGGGCGGCGGUCGGCUUGUCCAUCCGUGCGUUCUCGGCCGCCAGCAAGGCCGCUGUCCGGGCCGCCAAGCCGGUGCGGCAAGAGCUGCAGGACUUCGCGAGGGAGGCGAAGGCCGUGCUACGGAUCCCGUCGUUUCAGGUCAUCGUCGCGCAGGGACUCACGGGUUCGUUCCCCUGGUCCGCGCUGUCCUUCACGGCUAUGUGGCUCGAGCUAGUCGGCUUCUCCCACGGCAAGACGGCGGCGCUGAUGACCCUGUUCAAGGUCGCCACGUCGCUGGGCGGCCUCUUCGGCGGCAAGAUGGGGGACGUCCUCGCCGGAAGGCUCAAGAACUCGGGCCGCAUCAUCCUCGCGCAGAUCAGCGCCGGCUCGGCGAUCCCCCUCGCCGGCGUCCUGCUGCUCGCGCUCCCGAACGAGCCGGCGACUUUCGCCCACCACGGCGCCGCGCUGUUCGUCAUGGGCUUCAUGGCUUCCUGGAACACCUCGGCCACGAACAGCCCGAUACUGGCCGAGAUCGUGCCGCCGCGGUCGAGGACGAGCGUGUACGCGCUGGACCGGACGUUCGAGGCCGUGCUCGCCUCGUUCGCUCCCCCGGUGGUCGGCAUGCUCGCCGAGCGCCUCUAUGGCUACAAGCUGGUGCGCUCAGCUGUGAGCGGCGCAGAGCACGCGGCCUCCGUCGAGACGGACCGGCACAACGCGACCUCCCUCGCCAGGGCCCUGUACACCGCGAUCGCCAUCCCCAUGGCGCUGUGCUGCCUCGUCUACUCGUUUCUGUACUGCACCUAUCCCAGAGACAGAGACCUGGCGCGGGCUGAGACGGCGCGAGAUGGAGGUGGAGCCCGUCCCGGCGGCGAGGGGUCCGACACCGAGGAUGAAGGGGAGGAGGAGAGGGAGCUGCUGCCACAGUGAGCGUCGUUUGACUUACUAGUUGUGUUUUAUCUUUUUUGAGGGAUUGACUGAUUACAACCAGUAUUGUACACACACAC